CAUCUCAGCAGUGUCAACAUGUCCCGGCCCAGCAGCAGAGCCAUUUACUUGCACCGGAAGGAGUACUUGCAGAAUCUCACCUCAGAGCCCACCCACCUGCAGUUCAGGGUGGAGUCCACCCCCUGCCCCAGGAUCUGCCACAGCUGGAGGAAGGACUGUGUGAGGUUAGCAGUCCCUGUUUGAGGACUUGAAAGGACCACUGUCUGAGAGCGGAGCUUUCUGGGCUUGAGCUCCCCGGGGCAGGCCUGCGCAGCUUAGAGCCUACAAUGGAAGCUCUGGCCCUGCGUGGGAAGACAACACUGGCUCUGCCACAUCUAGUUGCCUGGAGAGUUGCUGACACCACAGAGAAAGCUCAGACUGGAAGGGUGUGGCGGAGAAGAGAAGACACCAGGUCAGGUUGAAGGUCUGGGGUAGAAACCGCCCCUGGGCAGCAGCAGAUCUAGGGCCCUCCCGGAGAAGAAGCAGAAGAAGCAGCGAGGGAUGCUGGAGCAACCGUCUGGGGGCUCCAGAGGGCGGCAGAGGUCAGGGCCCCCCAGCCAUCUGGGCUGGGCCCAGGAGCACUGGGCUUCAUGGAGGGAUAGGGGUUAGGAACCAGCUUCGGUUAGGUUUAGCAGGCAAGAGCAAGAAGAGGCAUGUCCAGGAUGCCAGGGCACUUGGUCAUGUUGUCAGAGCUCCUGAAUAUGCCAGCCGUGUGAACUGGGAGAGGAGCUGGGAGCUAUGCAGAGGGCGGCGUUGUGGGAUCAAGGGGCAGGAGGCAGACAACCUCCCCCCAACCAGGGCCUGGAGGGGAGGGUGAGGGGCAGGACUGUCACUUGUGAAGGCAACGUUUGGAUAGGAGAAGGGAGGGGUCUCCUCAAGGAUAAAAACACUGCUGGAAUGAUCAGACUAGCGGGGGGCAAGGGCCUGAGUGGAGAGAGAGGUCAGUAUGGACUUCUCUGGGCAAGAAUCAGGGAGAAGGGGGGCUUGACUUCUUCCUCAGAGACUGGGAGGUGAUGGGUUAGCAGAGGUGGAACGCGCCUUCUGGGCAGGGGGAACAGCAUGAGAAAAGGCACGGAGACAGGUACGCCAGGUCAGGGAGGAGAUGCACCAGGCUGGGAUGGUGAUUCCAAAGAGGGCAAAGGAAGCCGGGGACAGAAUUUGAGCAUCCUAUAUAUAUCCCACCCAGAGGAGUUCAGACUUAUUUGUUGGGUAGCUGAAGCCCACAUCUACCACGAUCUAGCCCCCUCAGCUGGCCUGGACUGUUAAAGGCCAUGACUGUCCUUCCUCCAGAGUCCUAAACCCCCUCCUACAGCCCCUCAGACCCUGACUUGGGAGCCCCCUCCUAGCCUGACUGCCUCUGGCCAUCACACAGGCCCCUGAAGUUUGCUUUAUAGGGAUGGCCUGGCACUCCCCAGCAAGGAGGCCAGGGACAUGUCUUCCCCCUCUGCUGCCUUUCCCCCACCCCCCAGCCCUGCGCAUUCCCACCUGUGAUCCCCUUCUCCAAACCUUCUCCCAGUCCUGCAUCUUCUCCUCUCCCCUCAGCACCUGCUGACAUGUAAGCUGGGGACGCAGAGAGUCCAGGAGCCCAAGGAUGCCCUGCAAAAGCUGCAGGAAAUGGACGCUCAGGGCCAGGUGUGGAGCCAGGACUUGCUCCUGCAGGUCAGGGAUGGCCGGCUCCAGCUGCUGGACAUCGAGACAAAGGAGGAACUGGAAUCUUACCGCCUGGACGGCAUCAAGGACAUGGACGUGGCACUCAACACCUGCUCCUACAACUCUGUCCUGUCCAUCACUGUGCAGGAUUCAGGCCUGCCAGCCACUAACACUCUGCUUUUCCAGUGCCAGGAAGUGGGGGCAGAGCAACUGAAGACCAGCCUGCAGAAGGCUCUGGAGGAGGAGCUAGAGCAAAGGCCCCAAUUCGGAGCCCUUCUCCCAGGUCAGGACAGAUGCAGGGGGCCUCUUCUGGAAAGGCCGAUCCCUAAGGAGCAGGUACCUCCUCUGGAGUGCAGACCCCCUCCAGAGCAGCACCACUGGAUGACCCCAGAGCACAACACACCACGAUCCCCAAGGCCCCUGCCACACCACUCCAUCAUCCAAAACUCAAGUGCCUUCACUUUGCCUCCUUCGAGGAGGUCCCCAUCCCCCGGGGACCCAGGACGGGAUCAGGAGGUGCUGAGCCACGUCCUAAGAGACAUCGAGCUAUUCAUGGAAAAGCUGAAGGAGGACCAGUCAAACACCAGUCAUAAGAAGAAGAGACAGAGGAAGAAACAGAUAAAGCAUCAGGGGGGGAUAACAGAGGCACAUUACAUCGACUGCUUCCAGAAGAUCAAGUACAGCUUCAACCUCCUGGGAAACCUGGCCACGAUGCUGCAGGAUACAGGCGCCCCUGUGUUCAUACACCUCCUCUUCCAAACUCUGAACUCCAUCCUGGAGCAGUGCCCUGAGCCUGGCCUAGCAGUCCAAGUGAUCUCACCCCUCCUCACCACCAAGGCCGUUGAUCUGCUGCAGUCCUGUCUAAGCCCACCUGAGAGUAACCUCUGGAAGGGGCUGGGCAUAGCCUGGACCACCAGCCAGUCCAAAUGGACAGGCAGUGAGCCCCUGCCCUACCAACCCACAUUCUAUGACGGUUGGCAGCUUCCAGAACCUUCCUACGAGGAACCUUCAAGAUACCAAGACUCUACUUCCCUCCGCGGGGGAAGCCCUAGGUUAGGGAGCAACUCGCACUUUGCUCAAGAGGAGACACACAACCACGGACCCCACCCUGGGCCCUCCAGACCCGGACCUGUCAAGCCAGCCGUGAAAAUGCAAGUCCUAUAUGAGUUUGAAGCUAGGAACCAGCGGGAACUGACUGUGGUCCAGGGAGAGGUACUGGAGGUUCUGGACCAGAGUAAACGGUGGUGGCUGGUGAAGAAUGAAAUGGGACGGAGCGGCUACAUCCCCAGCAACAUCCUGGAGCCCCUGCAGUCGGGGUUCCCUGGAAGCCAGAGCAAGUCGUUCCCUCCGGCUCCAGGGCUUCGACUUAGCUCAAGGCCUGAGGAGGUCACAGCCUGGUUGCAGGCAGAGAACUUCUCCACUGUUGAAGACUCUCGGGUCCAUGACGGGGCGCCAGCUGCUUCACAUGAGACCUGGGGAGCUACAGAUGCUGUGUCCCCAGGAGGCCCCAAAGGUCCUGGCACGGCUGGAGGCUGUCAGAAGGAUGCUGGGGAUGAACCCUUAGGCAGCAACUCAAACACCUCCAAGACCAAGACUUUCUCACAAGCAAGAUGGCGGAUAUGAUAACUCUUUAGAGCCCCGAGAAUUCUUCUUUCAGGCCCCCAGGUUGCAGCGAACCCCACACCCCAGCUCACACAGCAAAGAAGAUGAGCAAGCCCAGAGGUUGAGACGAAUGGUGCCCCUUCUCGCUGUGUUGAGAGCUCUCCCCAGUUGCCACCUAUUUAUUGCAUCUCUUUCCUGAGCCUGGAGCACUUAAGCCUAGGUUUGUCAGGACUCUGUUUAGCCCCCCUCCUCCCCAAUAAAAGUAUCUUCAAGCUUGU
Messenger RNA from Aethalodelphis obliquidens (Pacific white-sided dolphin), 3509 nucleotides. RefSeq names its product EPS8 signaling adaptor L3 (gene EPS8L3). Gene Ontology annotation, molecular function: actin binding. The record is from RefSeq and is a predicted model, not a curated record. Lineage: Eukaryota; Metazoa; Chordata; Mammalia; Artiodactyla; Delphinidae. The transcript is spliced from 18 exons. Gene Ontology annotation, biological process: regulation of Rho protein signal transduction; Rho protein signal transduction; positive regulation of ruffle assembly. The coding region runs from base 1594 to 3252 and encodes 552 amino acids. Gene Ontology annotation, cellular component: ruffle membrane; vesicle; plasma membrane.